This is a messenger RNA of Centropristis striata (black sea bass), 1731 nucleotides long. Its product is annotated as high-affinity choline transporter 1-like. The transcript has 8 exons. Gene Ontology annotation, cellular component: plasma membrane. NCBI's taxonomy places the organism in Eukaryota, Metazoa, Chordata, Actinopteri, Perciformes, Serranidae. The record is from RefSeq and is a predicted model, not a curated record. Bases 1 to 1677 code for a protein of 558 amino acids. Gene Ontology annotation, biological process: acetylcholine biosynthetic process; transmembrane transport; choline transport. Gene Ontology annotation, molecular function: choline:sodium symporter activity.
AUGGCUCUCAACAUCCCGGGACUCUUAGCCACCCUCGUUUUCUAUGUGCUGGUGCUCGGGAUUGGCAUCUGGGCUUCCAUCAAAUCCAAAAGGGAUAAAGAGAGGACCCAGGCAAACCAUGCAGACAUGGCUCUGCUGGGGAACAGAGAGAUCAGCUUGGUGGUGGGAAUCUUCACCACAACCGCUACCUGGGUGGGCGGGACCUAUAUCAUCGGCACAGCAGAGACCGUGUACGAUCCAAAGUUUGGGAUGCUUUGGGCGGUGAUGCCAUUCGCAGCAACAUUAGCCUUCAUUCUUGGCGGUCUUUUCUUUGCUGAGCCGAUGAGAAACAAGAAGUAUGUGACCAUGAUGGACCCUUUCCAGAUCAAGUAUGGAACCCGACUGUGUGGACUUCUGUCUUUGGCACCGCUGCUGUCCGAAAUUAUUUGGGUGACAUCAACAUUGAUAAGCUUGGGACUAACCAUGAGCGUGAUCCUGGAUUUGUCCUACGCUGUGUGCAUCUGGAUCUCUGCUGCUGUCGCCAUCACCUACACACUGCUGGGAGGUCUCUACUCUGUGGCCUACACAGACGUCAUACAGCUCAUCCUCAUUUUUGUCACCUCGUGGCUUUGCAUCCCUUUCCUCCUCAUGAAUCCCACCACUGUUGAUAUUACCACCACAUCUUUCAACCACACCUUCCAGCCCCCAUGGGUUGGCACUAUAACUGCAGACAAAGCCUGGAAGUGGAUCGAUAUCUUCUUGCUACUGAGUAUAGGAGACCUUGGUUUCCAGGACUUCCACCAGAGGACAUUGUCUGCCUCCUCCUCAGCCACGGCUAAGUUGCGAUGUUACGCUGCAGCAUUUCUCAUCCCCACUUUUGGAAUUCCUCCAGUGAUCAUCGGAGCAGUUGCUGCAUCAACAGACUGGAACCAGACCUCGUAUGGUUCUCCGCCUCCGUUUGAACGAGGUCAGACCGGAUUGAUUUUACCCCUCUCCCUGCAGCACUUAACCCCGCCCUACAUCUCUGUCAUCGGCAUCGGAGCUGUGGCUGCUGCCGUAAUGUCGUCCACCGACUCUGCCCUGCUGGCAGCAGCCUCCAUCUUCUCCUCAAAUAUCUACAAAAAGAACCUCAAGACCAAGGCUUCAGACAACGAAAUCCGGUGGGUGAUUCGCAUUGCUGUGGUUGUUUUUGGCCUGGCUGGAACAUCGCUCACCUUCCUGCACACAGGCGUCAUGGCCUUCUGGGUCCUGGGUGGAGAAAUCGCCUACAUUUUGAUGUUCCCGCAGCUGGUCUGUGUGCUUUUCUUCGACAUAUCCAAUGGUUACGGUUCAACCGUGGGUUUCCUGGUGGGAUUUUUUUUCAGACUUCUGUGUGGAGAGCCUUUGCUAAAAAUACCACCUGCCAUUCAUUUCCCAGGAUGCAUCCUCGAAGACGGUGUCUAUGUUCAGUAUUCCCCUAUCAGGACUAUCUGUAUGCUGAUUGCGUUUGCUACUAUAUUGCUUGUGUCGUACUUGGCUUCUCUGCUCUUUAACAAAGGUCUUGUACCUGAGAAGUGGGACGUGUUUCAAGUUAAAGUCCAGCAGCCACCACAAACACGGAUACCAGCAGAUGGUUCCAGUGACAAUAAAAACCACAACGCGCAACCUCUCUGUAAGGAUGAUGGAGCCUCGGAUCCGAUGUUGGAAUCAACUUGUUAAAAUUAUUUAUGCUACAUUGUACUGUAACAAUAAUAGAACAUUUAAUACGUUUAC